GUUUGGGUGUUCCUGUUAUUCUGAGAAACUCAGAAGAAACUGAAUCCAGCGCAAGAGUAUUGAAAAAGCAGAUGAGACAAGUGAAGAAUCCUUUUGGGUUAGAAAUCCCUCAUCCUGCUACAGCUUCAGUAGCAAAGGGUAUAACACUGACACCUGAUUGUCUGGAAGACUGUGUUCUUACGUGCUACUGGGGCUGCAGCGUUCAAAAACUCCACGAAGCAUUGCAGAAACACGUCUACUGCUUCCGAAUAAAGACUCCUCAGGCAUUAGAGGACGCUCUGUACAGCGAAUACCUCUAUCGGCAGCAGCACUUCAUUAAAAAAAAUGACAAGGAAGAAAAAUAUUGUCAGUUACCAGAAGAUGCUCAAGUUGUUGAUUUUGGCCCAGUGCCUAGAUCUCGCUAUCCCUUGGUAGCAUUGUUGACGCUGGCUGAUGAAGAAGACAGAGAAAUAUAUGAUAUUAUUUCAAUGGUGGCUGUUAUUCACAUUCCUGAUGAGAGCUACAGACUUUCCUGCAGAAUAUUGUAUCAGUAUCUACUUCUAGCUCAAGGUCAAUACCAUGAUCUGAAGCAACUCUUCAUGUCUGCAAAUAGUACUGCACCGACUUCAAGCCAUACGUCCCCUGGUGAGAGAAGCACUGACAGAAGCUUGCUGGAAAAGGCCGGACUGGCCGAGGAUGAAACAGAAUUGCAUGAAGAAAAUAGUAAAGACUGUGUCGUUUGCCAAAAUGGCACAGUGAACUGGGUACUCCUGCCCUGCAGGCACGCCUGCUUGUGUGAUGGCUGCAUGAAGUAUUUUCAGCAGUGUCCAAUGUGUAGGCAGUUUGUUCAAGAAUCUUUUCCACUUUGCAGUAAAAAGGAGCAAGAUGAAGAUGAAUCGACGUGUAUCUUGCAAGAUGUUCUUCCUGGAAGAGUUUUUUAAUGAGGGGGAAAAAAAAAUAGAACUACUGAGUUGUAGGCACCCGAGAUUAAAUGUAGAAAACAGACUGUUUAUGGGAGGAUAUGUAGCAUUAACUUGUGUGGUUUUGCUUUUUAUUGUCAGGUAAUUUUCAGCUUCCUUAUUU
Messenger RNA from Tauraco erythrolophus (red-crested turaco), 1062 nucleotides. Lineage: Eukaryota; Metazoa; Chordata; Aves; Musophagiformes; Musophagidae. The record is from RefSeq and is a predicted model, not a curated record.